Gongylonema pulchrum is the source of this 414-nucleotide messenger RNA. NCBI's taxonomy places the organism in Eukaryota, Metazoa, Nematoda, Chromadorea, Rhabditida, Gongylonematidae. The record is from the annotation of a GenBank genome assembly.
GUGAAUUCCAGGAGCAAGGCCGGGAGUGACGACACGAGUACAGACUCGAGUGCGAAUUCUCGACCAGCCACCAGUCUACAUUGUGGAUACUCCCGGUGUACUGAACCCACUGGCACGCGAUGUGGACAGCGCAAUGAAACUUGCACUGUGUAAUUUAAUCCUGGAAAGUGCAACGCAAGUCCAUUACGUUGCCGAUUAUCUCCUUUUCUGGUUGAACAGGUCAAAAGUGCUCCUCGAUAUAUGCCAAUCGAAUGAUAUUCGUUUUCCAACUUACAUUGCUCAGCGACGUGCUGAACGAUGGGACAUCGACCGAGCGGCCAAAAUGUUCAUCGAAAUGUUCCGGAACAAUAAGCUGCGCGAUCACUGCCUCGACAUCGAUUUAUUCCAAAACUAUAUUACUAAAAUUAUAUAAAU